Messenger RNA from Nematolebias whitei (Rio pearlfish), 1778 nucleotides. RefSeq names its product lactamase, beta (gene lactb). The record is from RefSeq and is a predicted model, not a curated record. The transcript has 6 exons. NCBI's taxonomy places the organism in Eukaryota, Metazoa, Chordata, Actinopteri, Cyprinodontiformes, Rivulidae. Bases 39 to 1646 code for a protein of 535 amino acids.
CACCAGUAGCCUCUAGUCCGGUGCUUUUGUUUGUCAACAUGUCACGUUUCCUUUCGUCGCAUCGUUUCUGCAGCAGAUGCUACCUGCUAGCAGCGCGCGAGCCUCCGCUGAUGACAGCGCGAGGCAAGUCGCCGCAGGCUGGCAGAGUGUUUAUCCAGACACAACACCGGGGUUACACCGGGGGGCUAGCCUUCUGUAAAAACCGGACAAAGUCCGACAUUUGGCUCUGUGGAGUUGGUGUGGGGAUUGUUUUAGCUGCGGGACUGAAAUACAGCUUCGACUCCGCUGACAUUUCAUGUGAGGACACAGUUAAAAACGCAAACCGGGCCAGCCAGUACACCGAUGCUAUAAAAGUAAGCCGAGACCUACUGGAGCGGAUAAAGGCUGAAGUUGGAGCUCCUGGACUGGUAGUUGGGGUUUCUGUGGACGGUGAUCAGGUUUGGAGUGAAGGUAUGGGUUAUGCUGAUUUGGAGAACCGAGUCCCGUGCACAUCAGACACCAUCAUGCGAAUAGCCAGCAUUAGUAAACCCUUCACAAGUGUAGCUGCUGCACGACUCUGCGAGGACGGGAAACUUGAUCUGGAUGUCCCCGUCCAGAAAUACGUCCCAGAGUUUCCCCAGAAACAGUUCGAUGGACAAGAUGUCACAAUAACAUCUCGUAUGCUUCUGUCGCACCUGAGUGGUAUCAGACACUAUGAGAAGGAUCCAAAGAAAGUGAAGGAGGACAGAGAGAAAGCAAAGCGACUUUUAAAGCCACCAGUUAAAGAUAAAGAGGAGGAUAAGAGCUCAUCUGGGAACAAAGACAAGCCAACAACAGAUCAGAACGCUAAAGGUAAAGAAUCCAGUCAGGCUAGAAAGAAAAAAGAGUUUGAGCAUGAGGAGUACUACUUAAAGGACAAGUUUGAAAGAGUCAUUGAGGCCCUGGACCUCUUUAAGGACGACCCUCUCAUUUUCAAGCCGGGCACCACGUUCCUGUACUCCACUCAUGCCUUCACCCUUCUCAGUGCUGUUUUGGAGCGGGCUGCCGGUCGGCACUUUCUGGAUCUGAUGAUGACCAUGUUUCGUGAGCUGGGAAUGCUCAGCACGAUUCCUGAUGAGAACGACCCCAUUAUUUACCAUCGCUCCAGAUUUUAUCAUGUCAACAAGAGAGGACGUGUUGUAAACUGUCCAUAUGUUGACAACUCCUACAAAUGGGCAGGAGGAGGCUUCCUGUCCACAGUAGGAGACCUGCUGCUCUUCGGUAAUGCUCUGCUUUAUAGCUACCAGGUGGCCUACCUUGAUAAUGAGACAUUGCUCCCUGGCUUCCUCAAACCCAAAACAGCCAUGGAGCUGUGGGCGCCUGUGGACAAGACAGAGGCCAGCUGGGAUAAGGAUGGGCUGUACGCCCAAGGCUGGCUGGUGGUGGAGAAAGAGCAAAAAUUUGGCCAGUGCAGGAAGCGCAGACAUUACGUGUCACACACGGGAGGAGCUGUGGGGGCCAGCAGUGUUCUUCUUGUGUUACCCAGUGAGGAGACGGAACUACGAGGACAGACCCCCGUCCUCCCACAGGGGGUCGUGGUCACCAUCAUUACAAACAUGCAGUCUGUGGGACUGAACUCUACCGCUCUAAAAAUUGCACAUGUGUUUGAAAAAGCCAGAAAUGAGUAAGUUUUUGUCAGAAAUGUUUGAUGUUUACAGAACGCUGAAGUAUUUCAGAUACACGUUCCAUCCAUCCGUUAUCUUAUCCCACUUCUUCCUUUCCAGGUUGUUAUCUUGUGUAAUUUUGAUACACUUACAAUA